This is a messenger RNA of Myripristis murdjan (pinecone soldierfish), 2264 nucleotides long. It is a transcript of the gene tspan14, whose product is annotated as tetraspanin 14. NCBI's taxonomy places the organism in Eukaryota, Metazoa, Chordata, Actinopteri, Holocentriformes, Holocentridae. The record is from RefSeq and is a predicted model, not a curated record. Bases 503 to 1312 code for a protein of 269 amino acids. The transcript is spliced from 9 exons. Gene Ontology annotation, cellular component: plasma membrane.
CUCUGUUCGCUUACAGCUGCUGGUUCACUGACUCUGUUAGCAUUAGCAUUAGCUGCUUUACUCUGUGUGCUGAAAGUGGGCAAAAGUUUUCGUUAGCUGAUGCUAACUCUGCUAACGGGCAUUAGCAUCAGUUUGAGGCGCAAAGUGCAUCUCACGGUUUGUUUUUAACAGCGAACAAACUUUAAAGUUUAUCCGGUACAAACUGGCACUUUGUUGGAGGAGGAAACAACUUUACACCUGGAAACCCGCUGCCGUGAAGCUAACGAAGCUAACCAAGCUAACCAAGUAACCUAACUAACUAACUCGCUAACUAACCAGCUGAGUCAGAGAACAGAGAACAGGCGGGUUCUCACCCGAACCCGAACCCUGGCGGGUUCUAAGCUCUGCUGGGAUUUAACCAAACAGCAGAAACACACUGAAGAAAAAGGAAAUGUGUUGACGUUAAAAAAUAUUCAAAGCCCUAGCGCAUCAAGCUCACCUGCCCAGGUACAGUCAGGUGAAGAUGCAUUACUAUCGCUAUGAGAGCGCCGAGGUUAGCUGCUGCUACAAGUACCUGAUGUUCAGCUACAACAUCAUCUUCUGGUUGGCAGGAGCAGCCUUCAUCGCGGUGGGUUUCUGGGCAUGGAGUGAGAAGGGCGUCCUGCUGGACCUCACACAGGUGACCCGGCUGCAUGGCUUUGAUCCUGUGUGGCUGGUUCUUCUGGUGGGCGGAGUCACCUUCAUCCUAGGCUUUGCCGGCUGUGUCGGAGCUUUGAGGGAGAACAUCUGCCUUUUGAAGUUUUUCUCCGGGGUGAUCGGCUUCAUCUUCUUCCUGGAGCUGACGGCGGCCGUGUUGGCGGUGGUUUUCCAGAGCCAGGUGAGAGAGUGGAUCAACGAUUUCUUCCUUGCCAACAUCAAAGCCUACAGAGACGACAUCGACCUGCAGAACCUCAUUGAUUCCCUGCAGAGACUGAACCACUGCUGUGGAGCCCAGCAGCCGGACGACUGGGACCUGAACGUUUAUUUCAGCUGUAAUGAAAGUCACCGCAGCCGCGAGAAGUGCGGGGUUCCCUUCUCCUGCUGCCUCUCCGAUCCUGCUGACACGGUGGUGAACACGCAAUGUGGUUAUGAUGUCAGAGGUCGGCCCAAGGCCGAGUGGAGUAACCACAUCUACACCAAAGGCUGCAUCCCGGCCCUGGAGGACUGGCUGCCCGGGAACCUCUACACCGUAGCCGGCGUCUUCGUGGUCAUCUCCCUGCUGCAGAUGGUGGGAAUCUACCUGGCCAGGACGCUGAUAGGAGACAUUGAGAAGGUCAGGUUCAACCACUACUGACUGGACCUUCGUCUACAUCCCAUCUCCCUCCUCCUCCUCUUCCUCGUCUAAUAGGGCAGUCAGAGUUAGACCUUCAUCUUCACCCCCCUCGUCCUCCGUUCUCCCAUGAGCUGGCGGUCCAAUGUGCCUUCUUCCUCCUCAGAUCUUCUGUCGCUUUCCACCUCAGAUGUUAUAAUAAAAUUCUUGUUAAAUGUUCUAGCUCAAAUUAUAAUUAGAAUGAAAUCUGGAUUUGAUGUUGUGGUAAUUGAAGCCAUGGGCUGACCUGAGAAGGACGCUGACGCCAUCCUGUCUACAGACAGGAAACAGUCCCCAGACCAGCUUCAGCAGAGACCAGAAAUCUGUCCAUCGCCAUGGAGACAAACCAUCAUCAAGCAACAAUAGCAGUGGGUUGUUCCACAAUCAGCUGACUCUAAACUCAUUAUGAGAUGAACUUGAAAUAUAUUUCAGAGGGAGUUUUUACUUUGUCCUGCAGUUUAGAUUUUCCAUGUUGCUGAAAGCUGUUGUACGAUGACUUUUAUCUCUAAACACAAGAAAAUUGGAAAAUUCUGUUUUGACUGUUUCUGCUCCGGAAUGUUUUCUUCUUCUGUGGUGUAGCCGGUGAGCAGGAAGCAGUUUGAUAAGUGUGAUGUCUUCUUUGCUUCCUGCCCCCAGCGGGACACUUACCUCACUUUGAUCAACUUGGAGCUCUGUCUUCUCAAUCAUCCUCGUUUCCAUCAACCCAACUUCCUGUUCCACUAGCCCAUUUCCUGUUGCCUGAAGGUUUGGACGCUGUUGAGGCAUUUGGAAGCUGAUUGGCUCUCAUGUUUGUAAACCACUGCUUCUUUGCACACACUCACAACCAUAAAACACGAGUGUAUGUGUGUGUUCUCACAUGGACUGUUAAAAAAAAAACAACAACAAAGCUUGUUGUGGUUAGGGUUUGGUCUCUGUGUGGAUACAGCCGGACCCUGGA